AUGUUUUAUAAGACCUUUUUUACGCUUCCAAAAAGCGCACUGUGUUCGGGUUGUCCUCAAAAAUAUGAAAAGUUUUCAUACAGUGCUUCCGAUGGAAGAAUUUUUGUGAAUCGAACAGCAACUGAAAUGACUUUUUAUGCCAAAUACAUCCAAGAAGCGAUGGAUAAAAAAGAACCAGGAAUUGCACAAAAAUACUUCACGCUACUGGAGGAAGAAAGUUUGGAAAUGUCAUUCAAAUAUCAUUUCAAAAAGUGGUUGCGAAUCGUCACGCUGUUGAAAUGGUCAAUUGGAAUGUAUAGUAGCGCAGUUUCGAAGCAAUCAACCAAGAAAUUACAGGAAGCAUUAAAAAUUGAUCACUCCCAAGUAGGAGUAUCAAAAUUUGGAGGUUAUGCAGAGGUUCCAAAAUCGUGGGUUGAACAUGCGAUAGAAGAACAAAUUGAGGACAAGGAACUUUUAGUUCAGAUUCGAUGUGCAGAUAUUUACAAACUUUUACCUCAUUCCCAUACCAUGGAUUUUUAUUUUCCAAGUGAAGGAUGGAUUUAUGUGUUUGCUCCACAACAGGAUCAGUAUAAUUAUUCAAAAUAUGGGAUCAAAUAUUAUGGAGGUGAUCGUUCAACUCUGGUUCCAUAUAUUUCAAGUCGUCAAAAAUGUUAUGUUGACAGUUAUCCAAUUUCAUUUAACAUUCAGGUGAUAUUACCUGAUCGAGUUGAUAUGUCAGGACUUCCUUCUCGCUCAAUAUAUUGGUGGUUUGAUGAGGAAGAAGGUUCUGUAUUUCGUGCAUGCAUGGAAAUGCAACAAACGAGGAAUUAUUUAUUUGGAUAUGCACCGAAUUGGCAUUGGAGUGCGAGGAACUUGGCUUCUCCAUGUUUUCUUUACAUGGUAGGUCAUGAAGAGAUUUGUUUUGGUGAUGCUGAUUCUCUUUGUAUUUGGGCAGAAGUCAACAGAAAGAAAACAUCACAGGAAACGACAAACAUGGACGCUGUCAUUUCUUUCGACAAGGUUGAAGCACGUAUUUCAUGCUGA
Naegleria fowleri is the source of this 1023-nucleotide messenger RNA. RefSeq lists its product as uncharacterized. The coding region runs from base 1 to 1023 and encodes 340 amino acids. Lineage: Eukaryota; Heterolobosea; Eutetramitea; Acrasida; Naegleriidae. The transcript has a single exon. The record is from RefSeq and is a predicted model, not a curated record.